AUACGCCCGCAAUACUGCGUUCUGGGGGGCAUCAAUAAUCGUUCGCAAUAUGCAGAUUCACCGGUCGUCAAGCAGGAGCCCACCUCACCCUUUGAACAACUAAGAAAGGGAUAUAACAACAACAAGCGACCGGCGCAGACUAGUUUGCUGUCGCCGCCUUCAAAGAAACCCAGCUUGGAGGAGGUGAAGGAGUUUGCCGAACAGCAGCGUAUGCGCAAACAAAUUGCUGCCGAAUUCGGUGAUCAUGGCGAUACGGAAUAUGACAACAUGAUGCUGUAUGACGAUGUGCAUACGGGCGAUGAUGAUGACGAUGAUGUGCCACCACAGCCGUCGACAUCAAAGCAGCAGCAACAACAAACACAACAGCAGCAACAGGCAGUGCAGUCAGGCACACAGACACAGAUGGAGCAUGGCACCACAACCAUCAUACUCAAACAAGAUUCGCCCAGCCAAACGCCCACAAUCAUUGUGAAGGACUCGUCGAACACAAAGCUCAAUCACACGAAAAUCAUAGCUGAAGUGUUGCGUCAAUAUCCGCACAUUGUGAAGGGCCACAAAAACAUCAAACUGAAAAUAAUGCCCAACAGUCCGGUGCAGGAGAAAUCCGCUGCAACUGUGAAGCGUGGCUCGCCAGCACCUGCCCCAACAGCAGCAGCAACGUCAUCAGGAGGUGGCGCUACGUCGCCACAUAAGAAACUACACGUUUCUUUUAAACCAGACAAACCGAUGAUAACCACGCAGCAACAACAAAAGACCACACAACAAAAAGUAGCGGCAACGCCAACUGGCGAAGCAACACAAUCCCAAACCGCAUCGCAAACCACGUCGUCCUCGUCAACGGGUGCUGCGGCGGCACAAAAGCGACGCAUCGAUAGUAAGACAAUGCAUGCGCUUAUUGCACUUGGUGCUGAGAACACCACAGGUCCUUGGCUAUGUCUACGUUGCGGUGUCAAUGGUCGACCGAUCAGCAUUCCAUCAUAUCGUGGUUUCCGUCGUCAUCUGAUCAACACACACAAAGAGACUAUUGAUCCGGCGCUGUGCGAACAUUGCGGUUGGCGUUCCGGUAACAAUCGCGAGCUGCAUUUCCAUAUGUACACCGAGCAUGAGAUCAAAUCGCUGCUCUACAACUUUGCUGAAUGUGCACUGUGCAAUCGAACGUAUUUAAGUCGCGUGGAACUUGAUCAGCACAUCAACGAGGCGCACACGGAUGAAAACAAACAGCAGUGCAUUUAUUGUAACAAGGUGUUUGCGCAGGAGCUGCAACUGUAUAGGCACAUGAAGAGCUACCACAAGGCUCAGGCGCUAGAGGAUGGCAUCAUUGAUGAAACCGAUGAGGAGUAUAUGGGGUCACAGGAUGAAGAUGAGCAUAUGGCCGAAGAAGAUGAACAAGAGGAAGAAGAGGCCGAGGAUGAGCCUAUGCAAGACGAAAAAGUGCGCAUUUUAUCCGACAUCAGCUUGCCAGCGUCAAAUGCUGUAAUCCAGCAGCAGCAACAGCAGCAAGCUUGUGACGAACAAGAACAAGAGGAGGCCGAGGAAGAAGCAGAUGCUGAUGCCGAACAAUUGUUGCAAUCCAACGAACAGGAAGUCAAGUUUGUUGGUGCCGAUGGCAACGAGGUGGAGCUAACAGAUGAACAGCGCAAGGAAAUCUUGUCACAGUUGAAUCAACAGCAGGCAGGCGCACCCAGCGGUGGUGUUGUCAUGGUACUCAGCGAGCCCGAAAAUGAAGUGAAACAGGAAACUGAUGCCAAGUCAACAGCGGGUACCGAGGAGGAAUACGACGACAGUCAAAUUUAUAGCGAAUUGGGCGCCGCCUCAAUGGAGAGUAACAGCAAAAAGAGCGAAGCUGCUGAUGAAAGUAAGGAAUCUGUGGGCAUGAGUCUUGAAUGGGCAGAAAAUUUACUAUCUAAGCACGACUUGGAAACGGAACAGAACAGCAAAGAACCAAAGCCAGAGACGCGUCGAGAUGACAUUAGUGAAAAGCUUAAAGAGUUGACGGGCGAUUGGACCGAGGAUGAGAACGAAGAUGAAGAUGAAGUGGCAAAGACUGCUGCGACUACUGAAGCUGCUGCCGCUGAUGAGCCGGAAGCUGUUUUAGAAAAAGAAUCAGCUGAGGUUGCUGAUGUUAAAGAAGCUACCGAAGAACAUGCUGAGCCAGAGGAUGACAUUGACUUGGCACUCGAAAGCUUACACAAAGGAGAAACGGAGGCCACAACUCCAGCAACAGUUGAGGAAGUUGCAAGCUCAAGCACAGCUGAAAUAAGCCAAGACGAACCAGAAACUGAACCAACUGUUAAAAGCGAUGCGGAACCGAUGGACGACGACUCAAGCGUUACUGUUAAAACAGUUACAAAAGAUGAGGAGCAAUCGACCAUUAAAAAGGAAGACGACGAAAUGGCCAUAGAAGAUACGCCACAAACAACAACGUUGGAAACUGAAGCCGCAAACGAAACCAAUGACGAGAGUCGUGUUGAAAACAAUGCUGAAACUUCAGCCACAAGCAUUGAAGAUGUCAGUCUAGAGACGGAUACUAUUCGAAAAGGUUUGCUCGAAGAAUUAAUUGCCGAAGCCGAAGCGCCUGAACCCGAUGCAACAGAUGUCAGUACACAACAAGAGGAAAAAUCUGCUGCUGAAGUGUCGCCAACUCAGCUCCCUGUUGUCGAUGGAUCAGAGGAAGAAUUGAAAGAGAAAGUGCCCAAUGAGAAUGCCAAUGUGAAGCCAACCGCGGAGACCAAUAACGAAGAAAAUGCAGAAGCAACGACGACAUUGCUGGAAGAAGCUGAAGAAACUGAGGAGAAGCCAAAUACAAGUGAUGUUGCUGAUGAUGACAUCGAUGGCAAGGCACAGCCACUGGCCACGCAGGAGAAACUAAAGAGUCUCAUGAGCGAAUGGGUAGAUGAUGAUGAGGACGAGAAUGAUGAUGAGAAUGGGGUUAGUGCUGCGGCGAAAGAGCAACUCUAAUUACUAGAUUUAUUUAUGUUUUAAGUUCGUUUUCGAUUGCCAGUGCUACAAUGCGAACGCGACCGCGACCAUUUAACAGAAUAUGUCAGCGUACGAAAUAUUGUAGUAUAGAUAUAAAUACAUAUUUAUAUGCAAGCGUGUUAUUAAUCAAAUGGCAAGCUUUAGCCUGGAUGAGUUUUUCGGUUUCGAUUGUAAAUUAAUAAUAGUUUCAAUAACGAUAAUUUGAAACUUGCACGUAAUUGAAUAGAUUUAAUACAACUUUAACAAAACCCAAGCACAGAAAAAUUGUAUAAUUUACAUAUAUUUAUAAGUCACAUAAACAAAGCAUCCAACAAUUUACAUAUUUUCGACACGCAUAUGAAUAUUUCAAGAUUAGAUUAGUAAUCGAUGCACUUGGCAAUAUGUGUGGUUUUAUUUCUGCUACGUUUUACCACCAAGAAUCCAACCUUAAAUAAACCACUAACAUUUAUAAAUAAUACAAAAUAUAUAUUUAUAUAUUCAGAAUAAAAGAAAAACCAAUCUAUAUAUUGAACAUAAUUCAUGAAUGUAUGGAUAUGUAGGUACAUAGAUGUUGUUUUAAUUGGUUAAAAACAAAUAUGAUAAAAAAAAAAACAUGUACGCAAUUACAUGUUAUCAUUUAAGAUGAUGUUUUAUGAUUGAUUAUGAUACUUAGUAUGUAAAACAAAUCAAAAA
Molecule: messenger RNA, 3651 nt
Organism: Drosophila nasuta
Lineage: Eukaryota; Metazoa; Arthropoda; Insecta; Diptera; Drosophilidae
Gene: Cp190
Product: centrosome-associated zinc finger protein CP190
Exons: 3
Biological process (GO): regulation of transcription by RNA polymerase II
Cellular component (GO): nucleus
Molecular function (GO): DNA-binding transcription factor activity, RNA polymerase II-specific
Source: RefSeq, a predicted model, not a curated record